Hyla sarda is the source of this 6520-nucleotide messenger RNA. It is a transcript of the gene INSR, whose product is annotated as insulin receptor. Gene Ontology annotation, molecular function: insulin receptor activity; ATP binding; phosphatidylinositol 3-kinase binding. Gene Ontology annotation, cellular component: insulin receptor complex; membrane; axon. The record is from RefSeq and is a predicted model, not a curated record. The transcript is spliced from 21 exons. Gene Ontology annotation, biological process: protein autophosphorylation; positive regulation of phosphatidylinositol 3-kinase/protein kinase B signal transduction; glucose homeostasis. NCBI's taxonomy places the organism in Eukaryota, Metazoa, Chordata, Amphibia, Anura, Hylidae. Bases 1200 to 5297 code for a protein of 1365 amino acids.
UAUUCACAUAUGCAGAAAAAAAAGCGAAUAUUCAUAAUUUCAAAUAUAUAGCGAAUAUAUUCGCAAUAAAAAUUCGAAAUGUGAAUAUUCGUGCCCAACACUGACAACCCCACAAAACUGACAUUUAGUGACAGAAAUGUCUGCGCUACAUCUCCUGAGUGUGAACAUGCCCUUAGUCACGCUUUUAGUAAGAAAAGCUUAAGGAAGCUGUGGUUUAUAGGGAAGCUCAUUGUGUAUGUUGUGUGGUAUACUGGCAUGGCGUUAGUUUACGUGUCUCAUGGCGCCGUGCCCACGAGCAUUCUCCUCACAGAAGCAUUCGCAGUGAAGUGACUUGUCCUAGAGAAGCGCUGCUCUGUAGACUCCGAGAGGCGCCAUUCCAGUGUGAGCCGCUCCACACCACAUGUUCCGCCAGCUUUCCCUCCUCUCCCAGCUGACUAACAGCUCUUGUUUACUGGUUGGAUAUUGGUUGGAAAGGGGGGGGAGAGACUUUGCAAGAACUAGUAAUACAUGUCUAGGUUUUGAGACAAUUUUCAGGGCUCGGGCGCAUUUUUCUCGCUUUUGGCUGAUUGUGGGUCGAGGCGCACAGUGUGAACGGCUAGCAGCGGCCGGCUCGUCAGGACCUCGCGGUUUUGUCGCCGUCUCCUCCGGGCUGGAGACAUAUUAGGUGACCGUGUCUUGGAGGAUCAUGCACUGGGCCCCAGAGAAGAAUUCACACAUGCCUCUGGCAGCGCUGCCCCGCAUUGUGGCUGUUGUGAGGCUUUCUGCUUAGGAAUAAAGAAAAGCUGCAUUUACGUUUCCUGCUCCAGGAAGUUCUUUUUUUCCCAGCCAUAUUCUGGAUCUUUUUAUGGAUUUUUGAAGAAAAUUAUAUUUUCCUGUCUCCUCCGGGAAGGAAAUAACAAAAAAGAAAUAAACCGUGUGAGAGGAAACGAUCGUUUAUAAGCGGAGAUCUGGAGACGAUCUGGGGCUGCACGUAAACAUCUGCUCAUUCCUGAAGAAGCCUGAUCGGGGGAAUCUUGGUGGGCACCAUCUGCCCUCUGCUAGCUGCUUCUGUCCCCGGCCCAUCAUGCUGGCACAGUAUGUCAGCUGGAAGAACCACAUUAUAAAAUAGGGCAGAGCUGGGAACCAUCGAGUCGGGCUGUCUAGUAAUUGUCGGGAGACAAGACAGGAGUGUGCUGGGAGCCGCCGGGACGAGGCUUGGCAUGGGACAGGAUGUGAUUGGGGGUGUGGGGCACCCCAAUAAUAACCCCGUACGUAGACCCAGCUGGUCCGCUCUCCUGGCAGUGCUCACUGUCAUUCUCGUUCUGUGCGGUCAAAGCAAUGGAAAAAUUUGUCCCAGUAUGGAUAUCCGGAAUAACUUGACACGAUUUGAUGAUUUGGAGGAAUGUACUGUGAUCGAAGGCCAUCUUCAAAUUUUGCUUAUGUUCACCACCCAACGUGAAAACUUCAAAGGGUUGAGUUUUCCUAACCUUACAAUGAUAACGGAUUACCUCCUUCUCUUUCGCGUUUACGGCCUGGAAAGCCUCAAAGACCUUUUUCCAAAUCUUACUGUCAUCCGUGGUAAGAGACUCUUUUUCAACUAUGCCCUGGUUAUUUUUGAGAUGGUUCACCUAAAGGAGAUUGGGCUACACAGUCUUAUGCAUAUAAGCAGGGGCUCUGUCAGGAUUGAAAAGAACAAUGAACUUUGUUACCUUUCCACUAUUGACUGGUCAAAAAUUCUUGAGUCUGUUGAGGACAACUACAUUCAACUCAAUAAAGAUGACAAAGAAGAAUGUGGGGAUGUGUGUCCAGGUGCUUUAAAGGGAAAGAAUAGCUGCCCAUCUACAGUAAUAAAUUCAGUUUUCGGUGCUCGCUGCUGGACACAGGAUCACUGUCAGAAAAUUUGUCCAGCGGCAUGUAAGUACCAUGGCUGUACGUCCGAUUACCGAUGUUGUCACAGCGAGUGCCUUGGGAGCUGCCUGGAACCAAAUGAUCCAACCAAGUGUGUGGCAUGUCGUAAUUUCCUUCACGAUGGAAAGUGUGUUGAGUCUUGUCCACCUGGCUCAUACAGUUUGCAAGGAUGGCGUUGUAUCAGCUUCAGUGAAUGCCAAAUGCUUCACAAAAAGUGUCAGAAUUCCACAGACAGCUCCUGUUCACGGUAUGUCAUUCACAAGGGUGAGUGCAUACCAGAGUGCCCGUCUGGAUUUACCACCAACUCUACCACUCUCACUUGUGAGCCAUGUGAAGGUCCUUGUCCAAAGGUCUGUAUAGUGAAAGAAAAAGAGAAAGUUAUAGAUUCGGUUACUUCUGCCCAAGAUCUCAGAGGGUGCACAGUGAUCAGUGGGAGUUUGGCCAUCAAUAUCCGGGGUGGCAAUAAUAUUGCUGCUGAGCUAGAAGCGAACCUUGGUCUAAUCGAAGAGAUUACCGGAUAUCUUAAGGUCAGGCGAUCUUAUGCUUUAGUGUCUCUGUCAUUUUUCCGAAAGCUACGUUUAAUUCGCGGGGACUUCCUUGAAGCAAAUGAUUAUGCCUUUUAUGCUUUGGAUAAUGCCAACCUGCGGCAACUAUGGGACUGGCAAAAGCACAAUUUGACAAUCACAAAAGGAAGACUCUUUUUUCACUACAACCCUCGGCUCUGCCUGAAAGAAAUUCUUGAGAUGGUGACUAUAACAGGGGCAGAAAAACGCCAGGACAAAAAUGAUGUUGCGACAAAGACUAAUGGGGACCAGGCAUCUUGUGAGACUGAUGUGCUGCGCUUCAACUCCAUAAGAUCAGACUCCAAUAAGGUGUUGAUUCGAUGGGAGCCCUACUGGCCGCCUGACUACAGAGAUUUGCUUGGAUUUAUGUUUCAUUAUAAGGAAGCACCCUAUCAGAAUGUUACAGAAUUUGAUGGCCAAGAUGCAUGUGGCUCCAAUAGUUGGACAGUAAUCGAUGUGGAUCCUCCACAACGUACUACAGAUGGCAAGACUCCUAUUGCGCCAGGGCAUCUUUUGCGUAAUUUGAAGCCGUGGACACAGUAUGCUGUAUUUGUCAAGACUCUAGUGUCUUCAUCAGAUGAAAGAGGAAGAACAUAUGGAGCAAAGAGUGAGAUCAUCUAUAUAAGAACAAAUGAAUCCACACCCUCCGUUCCUCUUGACCCAUUUUCUAUAACCAACUCCUCAUCUCAGAUUAUACUGAAAUGGAAACCACCAUCUGAACCCAAUGGGAAUGUCACUCACUACUUGGUGUAUUGGCAGGAACAACCUGAUCACAGUGAACUGCUUGAACUCGAUUACUGUAUGAAGGGGAUAAAGUUACCCUCCAGAACAUGGUCACCUCCUCAAGACACAGAAGAUUCUGCUAAACCCAAUGGAACAGAGACUGAGGAUUCAAAUGCAGCUUGUUGUACCUGCCCAAAAAGUGAAGCUCAGAUUAUGAAUGAGCACCUCGAGCAGGCAUUCCGAAAAACCUUUGAGAAUUAUUUGCACAACGUGGUCUUCAUUCCAAGACCUUCUAGAAAACGCAGAGAUACCUUUGGUGUUGCAAACGGUACUGUCUCAGAUCAAGUGACACCCAAUCCUUUAGUCAAUGCAACCUCAACUGGAGCACCUGACGAUAUGGAGCCUAAGAAGUUUUCUCAGAAGGUUUGGUUCAAGGAGUCAUUUGUCAUUUCUGACUUAAAGCAUUUCACUGCAUAUCGAAUUGAAAUCCAUGCCUGCAACAACGAUGUGUCACUUGGCUGUAGUGUAGCUGCAUAUGUCAGCGCCAGAACCAUGCCAGAAGCUAAAGCAGAUAACAUUGAGGAACCAGUGACGUUUGAGUAUAUUUCACCAUACAUCCACCUCACGUGGAAAGAACCAAAGGAACCCAAUGGCUUGACCGUCUUGUAUGAGGUACAAUACUCCCGGCUUGGAGACACUCAGGAAGAAAAUGUCUGUGUUUCCCAGAAACAGUAUCUCCAGGAUAAGGGAGCAAAGCUGCGUUCACUUCUCCCAGGGAACUAUAGUGUGAGAGUUCGGGCCACUUCUUUAGCUGGAAAUGGUUCUUGGACUCAGACUACUUAUUUUUAUGUACCAGAUAAUGACAAUUACCCAAGUAACAUCUUAAAGAUUGUCAUAGGUCCAGUUCUCUUAUUGUUUGCCUUCCUUGUCACUUUGAUAGUCUGCAUGAUCCAGAAAAAAAAAGACGCAGAAGGACCAACAGGACCAUUAUAUGCAUCCUCUAACCCUGAAUACCUAAGUGCUAGUGAAGUGUACAUUCCGGAUGAGUGGGAAGUACCAAGAGAUAAGAUCAACUUGCUUCGAGAGCUAGGGCAGGGUUCCUUUGGAAUGGUUUAUGAGGGAAUUGCCAAGGACAUCAUAAAAGGAGAGGCAGAGGUUCGGGUGGCUGUGAAAACUGUCAACGAGUCAGCAAGUUUGCGGGAGAGAAUAGAGUUCCUGAACGAGGCUUCCGUCAUGAAGGGAUUCAACUGCCACCAUGUGGUUCGUUUGAUGGGUGUUGUCUCCAAAGGACAGCCUACAUUAGUCAUAAUGGAGCUGAUGGGACAUGGUGAUCUUAAGAGCUACUUACGCUCACUGCGACCGGAUGCAGAGAAUAAUCCUGGUCGACCAGCCCCUACGCUUCAGGAGAUGAUUCAGAUGGCAGCUGAGAUUUCUGAUGGAAUGGCUUACCUUAAUGCCAAGAAAUUUGUACAUCGUGAUUUAGCUGCCCGCAAUUGCAUGGUUGCUGAGGAUUACACUGUCAAAAUUGGAGAUUUUGGGAUGACUCGUGAUAUCUAUGAAACGGAUUAUUAUCGUAAAGGAGGAAAGGGACUGCUACCUGUGAGGUGGAUGUCCCCAGAAUCUCUCAAAGAUGGAGUAUUCACCAUAUUUUCCGAUGUCUGGUCCUUUGGUGUAGUGCUCUGGGAAAUAACAAGUUUAGCUGAACAGCCGUACCAGGGGUUAUCCAAUGAGCAAGUACUCAAAUUUGUUAUGGACGGAGGUUCCCUCGAACAGCCAGAAAACUGUCACCCGAGGCUUCACAGUCUGAUGCAGAUGUGCUGGCAAUAUAAUCCCAAGAUGCGCCCCACGUUCUUGGAGAUCAUUAAUAUGCUAAAAGAUGACCUUCAUCCUAGUUUCCAAGAGGUGUCUUUCUACUACAGUGAAGAAAACAAACCACCUGAGAACGAUGAUCUUGAGAUUGAUUUUGAAAAUAUGGAAAGCACCCCUCUGGAUCCAUCUUCAUGUUCACUACGGGAUGAGGGACAGAGAGGAAACAUCUAUGAGGAACAUAUACCCUACACUCACAUGAAUGGGAGUAGAAAAAAUGGACGCAUUCUCUCCCUCCCACGUUCCAGCCCAUCCUAACACACAUAGCUCUGCCUCUAAAAUUUAACUACCCUCCGUCAAAUCUCAGGACAGAACUGUACCCAUGGCUAGAACAUCAAAACACCAACGCCCUCUUCUGGUUUUGAAUGUUUCAUCGUCCCAUUGGGUUCUCGACUGUAUGGUCUCGUGUGUGUGUGUGUGUGUUUUUUUUUUUUAUUCACUUGACAGGCUGACUAUUGGGCGAAACCGAAACUGUGAACAGACCGGAGGAAACUCCAUACUUUUCACUUACACUUUAUUGCCUAUUUAUUUCUAGUGGCUUCUCAUACUAGCAAGGUUAAUGUGUGCAAUGCUUACAAGUGGAAAAAAAAGUUAACGCAUUUGGAUGACUUUAAAGCACACACACCAAACAUAAUAAAACUGAAGCUCUAAAAGAAGGCAACAUUUAAAGCUCUGUCUUUACUUGUAAUGGAUUUAAGGAUAUUUAAACCUCAGUGGAGCUCUUUAAACCCAGGUCCAGCACAUUGGGAGUGUGUAAUUCAGCUUUCUCAGAAAGAAGUAAAGAUAUUCUGGAUAAAGACCAGUCAGUUUUACCUCACAUGGAACAUCUAAUAUGAUGACGUUCAUGUACCUUACAUGUUACCCCAUCUUCUACUCGUUUUCCUGACCUGCUGAAUCUUCAAUACAGUAAACAUAUCACUUGUUGGGCUUGUAGUUGAGGUGCCAAACUGUGCACCUGUAUCCAUGUUCCUUCUACAACUGCGUAUAGUUGUUUCCUGUUCACCUUGUGGUCAAGAAUCUGGAAGGUGCUAAUGGGGCAAUGUUUGCUUGUAUUGCGUAAACAAACCUUUGGGAUGGUCUGUAUUUGUCCAGAUAUGUUCUUCACCAGACCAAAAAGGGAGCGAUCUCUCACCAUCCCCUUUCCCUAUAUAUCACAACCGUAACUUCUUGUGUUCUAAAUAUUCGCUCCUUUUUUUUUUUUCUUUACACAAGCUGCAUACACCUUAGGUUGGGAAAAGUAAUUCGAAUCAACUUUGUACCCAUAAACUUGCAAAAUACUUUUAUUUUAUUUUUUUGUUUUGUUUUAGUUUUCAAAUUUUAAUGUAAGGUUUUAUUCAUACCAGUAAGGAAGGUAACUGGUCACUAAUAGUUUCUGUGGUUUGUGUAAAAGCUUCAUAAAUCAGGUCUUGCUUGGUGUGAACUACAAGUAAUAUAUAGCAAUUGCUUAUUUUCAUGUAUACGCAAUAUAUAUAUAAUUUUUA